UCGGCGCCGCAGGGCGGCCCCGGCGCGGGCCCAGCUCGCUCUUCCCCCUGCUUCCGCCUUCGCCGGCCGGGAGCACCCGGCGCGCCCGCCCUGCCGGCGCUGCCGCCGUCUCCACCUGCGGCCUCCGCGGCCUGGCGUCUUGGGAAGCCGCCCGCACCUGCGGCGGGUCUCGGCGUCUCGGGAGCCUGCGGCCUCGGCCCACGUGCACCGGCCGCGGGAGGAGGCGUCGGCCCCUCCGUAGCUCUGCCAGGCCCAGCGCGGCGCGGCGCGCGGGGAGGCCGGGCAGCCCUGCGCUCCGUAUGCUGUGGCGGGUGGCCGCCGCCGCCGCGGCCCGCUGGGCCAGGCCUCAAGGAAUAGGCUCCCCUAGUGUUUAUCAUGCGGUUAUUGUCAUCUUUUUGGAGUUUUUUGCUUGGGGACUACUGACAGCACCCACAUUGGUGGUAUUGCAUGAAACCUUCCCUAAACAUACAUUUUUGAUGAAUGGCCUAAUUCAAGGAGUAAAGGGUUUGUUGUCAUUCCUCAGUGCCCCACUUAUUGGUGCUCUUUCUGAUGUUUGGGGCCGGAAAUCCUUCUUGCUGCUAACAGUGUUCUUCACCUGUGCCCCCAUUCCUCUAAUGAAGAUCAGCCCCUGGUGGUACUUUGCUGUUAUCUCUGUUUCUGGGGUUUUUGCAGUGACAUUCUCUGUGGUAUUUGCAUAUGUAGCAGAUAUAACUCAAGAACAUGAAAGAAGUAUGGCUUAUGGGCUGGUUUCAGCCACGUUUGCUGCCAGCUUAGUCACCAGCCCCGCGAUUGGAGCUUACCUUGGGCGAGUGUACGGGGACAGCUUAGUGGUGGUCCUCGCUACAGCAAUAGCUUUGUUAGACAUCUGUUUUAUCCUCGUGGCUGUGCCAGAAUCGUUGCCUGAGAAAAUGCGGCCAGCGUCUUGGGGAGCUCCCAUUUCAUGGGAGCAAGCUGACCCCUUUGCUUCUUUAAAAAAAGUGGGCCAAGAUUCCAUAGUGCUGCUGAUCUGUAUCACGGUGUUUCUCUCCUACCUACCAGAGGCAGGCCAGUACUCCAGCUUCUUCUUAUACCUCAGACAGAUAAUGAAAUUUUCCCCAGAAAGUGUUGCAGCCUUUAUAGCAGUCCUUGGCAUUCUGUCCAUUAUUGCACAGACCAUAGUCUUGAGUUUACUCAUGAGGUCAAUUGGAAAUAAGAAUACCAUCUUAUUGGGUCUGGGAUUUCAAAUAUUGCAGCUGGCAUGGUAUGGCUUUGGUUCAGAACCUUGGAUGAUGUGGGCUGCUGGGGCAGUUGCAGCCAUGUCUAGCAUUACCUUUCCAGCUGUUAGUGCCCUUGUUUCACGAACUGCUGAUGCUGAUCAACAGGGUGUUGUUCAAGGGAUGAUAACAGGAAUCCGAGGAUUGUGCAAUGGUCUGGGACCAGCCCUUUAUGGGUUCAUUUUCUACAUAUUCCAUGUGGAGCUUAAAGAGCUGCCGAUCACAGGCUCAGACCUGGGGGCAAACACAAGCCCUCAGCACCACUUUGAACAGAAUUCCAUCAUCCCUGGGCCCCCCUUUCUCUUUGGAGCCUGUUCAGUACUGCUGGCUCUGCUCGUUGCCUUGUUUAUUCCGGAACAUACUAAUUUAAGUUUAAGGUCCAGCAGUUGGAGAAAGCACUGUGGUGGUCACAGCCAUCCUCACAGUACACAAGCGCCAGGAGAGGCCAAAGAACCUUUACUCCAGGACACAAAUGUGUGAUGAUUGAAAUCAGGAAGACUUUUCUAUCAGCACCCAGGUCUUAGUUUUCACCUAUAGUUCUGGAUGUACAUUCCAUUUCCAUCUACAGUGUACUUUAAGAUUGUCUUAAGAAAUAUCUGCAUGAACUCCGUGGGAACUAAAGAAAGAACCGGACAGUUUUCCAAAGAUGUUACAAUUUCUUUCUAAAAGAAACCUUUUGUUUAUUAGCACCAAUCUAUUGCCACUAAACUGUUUUAUUAUACAUCUUUAAUUAAAGGCUAUAUAUGUAACUCCGCUGUUAGCACGUCUCUGCUACCAUUUCCUUAAGGUGUUGAGCUUUUACCUCUGUUUGUGCUGACUCAGUGAUACGGUAGGUAAUAUGGUUGUGGACCUGCUCACUUUAACAUUGUAAAAGCCUGAGUCAGAUUUUAAUAUUGUAAAAUCUUGGGUCAAAUAAUUCAAAGCCUUAAUGCAGAUGCACUAGAAUAAAGAAAUGGUAAAGAAUUGUUUGAAUUUAAAACAACAAAAACUUGUGAAAAUUGUAGAAAACCAGAAUCAUGUUCCAAGCCUGUUUGCCAUAAUUUUAUUUAAAACAUUAUUCACUACUGUUUUAAGUAUGGAAAUAUCAGCCACUUAGAAUUUAAAUUGGGGUGGUCAGAGCCUAUACAUCCAUGUUCUGCUUCUUAUACCACUAUUCUUUUGAUGUUUCCAUAAUCAUAAGGACCUCAACACUUGAAUACAUAAUCUAAAAAUUAUAUAGUAAAGCUGGUAGCCUUGAAAAUGUCAAUGUGAUAUCUGUAUGUAGAUAAAUAUAUAUAGUGGCCUUUCAGGACUGUCACAGUAACACUUUAUUUACAGAGCUAAUGUUUGUCCUAAAUUUUCAGGACCCUAGAAGAGAGCUUUAUACAAUUACUGAUGUGAAUUUCUCUAAAGUGUAUAUUUUUGUGUCCAGUUAUAUUAUUUAAAAAAGUGUUACUUUGUAAAAAUUGUACAUAAAGUAUUGUAUAGUUUACACUGUUUUCAUCUUGUGUGUGGUUACUGCCUAAUGCUUUUUAAACUUGGAGCAUUCACUAUGAUUAAAUAAGGUCUCAAGAUGUAAAUAUUCUGUUAAUAAAAUUAAAUAUUUUAAUGAUUUUUUUCUUUUUAAA
Messenger RNA from Mesocricetus auratus (golden hamster), 2860 nucleotides. RefSeq names its product major facilitator superfamily domain containing 14A (gene Slc71a1). The coding region runs from base 300 to 1733 and encodes 477 amino acids. Gene Ontology annotation, molecular function: transmembrane transporter activity. Lineage: Eukaryota; Metazoa; Chordata; Mammalia; Rodentia; Cricetidae. The record is from RefSeq and is a predicted model, not a curated record. The transcript is spliced from 12 exons. Gene Ontology annotation, biological process: transmembrane transport. Gene Ontology annotation, cellular component: membrane.